Messenger RNA from Pogona vitticeps (central bearded dragon), 2443 nucleotides. The record is from RefSeq and is a predicted model, not a curated record. Lineage: Eukaryota; Metazoa; Chordata; Lepidosauria; Squamata; Agamidae.
GAGCCGCUCCUCGCUCUUGCCGCUGCCGCCCUUCCAGGCGCAAACUUCCAGUGAGGGGACCGCUCGCCGGGCGGAGCUGGACAAGCCACGCCGCUGCUUUAGCCGAGUGAGGGCAGCGCGGCUCGGCCAGGGGAAGCAGAGGCGACGCUCCCUCGCCGAGGGCGGUGGGAAGAAGCCGAAGGGGCGCCAAAAAGUCGCCUCCAACUGCGGAGGACCCGCCAAAAGAGCGAGGCGCCCGCCCCCGCCAUGCCUGGACCCUCGCCCCCUGACCUCCCUGCCGGGUAGCCAUCGCGCCGGUCCGGUCCCCUCCCCUCCGCCGGCGUUGAUUUUAUGCGUCCUGUUCCGCUGCUCACCGUUUAAAUCAGGAGGAAUUUAGACCACGUGCAGAGAACAUGGGGCUGAUGGGAGGAUCAAAAGCAACUGGGAACUGGACUAGUCAAGCAAAAAUGGACCUCUACUCCAGACUGAAUGUGCCAGGCCUUUCCAAACCGUACAGUGAUCUGCCCAUUGACCCAAAAGGCGAUCUGAAGGACAGCACCAAUUUGGUUGAGGUGCAGAUAGUUCUCAUCUGUGCCUACUGCGCUAUUAUCUUACUAGGCUUAGUUGGCAAUUCACUGGUGAUUCAUGUGGUGAUCAAGUUCAAGAGCAUGCGCACUGUGACAAACUUCUUCAUUGCCAACUUGGCAGUGGCUGAUUUGUUGGUCAACACACUCUGUCUGCCUUUCACUUUAGUUUACACAUUACUGGGGGAAUGGAAGCUUGGCCCGGUACUUUGUCAUCUGGUGCCCUACGCCCAAGGCCUGGCAGUGCAGGUAUCUAUAGUGACUUUAACUGUUAUCGCCCUGGACCGGCACCGCUGCAUUGUGUAUCAUUUAGAGAGUAAGAUCUCCAAAAGGAUCAGCUUCCUUAUCAUUGGAGUGGCUUGGGCUGGCAGUGCUAUCUUAGCUAGUCCCCUGGCCAUCUUUCGAGAGUAUUUCUCCAUUGAGCUAAAUCAUGACUUCAAGAUGGUGGUCUGUGCUGAGGCUUGGCCUAGGGAAAGCCUGGUCAAUUAUGGUACCAUCUAUAGUGUCUCGAUGCUCCUGAUUCAAUAUGUCUUGCCUCUGGUGAUCAUCUCAUAUGCCUAUAUCCGUAUCUGGAGUAAGCUGAAGCACCAUGUUAGUCCUGGGGCAGGAAAUGAUCACUACCAUCAGAGACGUCGGAAAACGACCAAGAUGCUGGUAUGUGUGGUGGUGGUGUUUGCAGUCUGCUGGCUGCCAUUUCACAUCUUUCAGCUUGUCAGUGAUAUUGACAGCAAAGUGCUGGAUCUUCAGGAAUACAAACUGAUCUACACCCUCUUUCAUGUCAUCGCCAUGUGCUCGACGUUUGCCAAUCCCCUUCUAUAUGGCUGGAUGAACAACAACUACAGAACAGCUUUCCUCACAGCUUUCCAGUGUGAACAGCAGCUGGAUUCCAUUCACCCUGAGGUGUCACCUGCACUCAAAGCCAAGAAGAACCUGGAAGUCAAAGAGAAUAGUUGCAAUGGGUUGCCAUUCUCACAACCUACAAGUGUCUAAGGGCCAAAAAAGAUGUGCUAUAGAGAUGUCCAACUGCAUCUUCAAAUCUUUUAUUAAUCCCAGGAGUAUGUCUGUGAGUCCAAAGGCAUUUAGACUGAGGCUGGGGUGGGGAUGGAGAGGGAAUCAAUAUUUUAUUGUCCUCCCUGUGCCAUUUUCCUGGUGUAGAAUGCCUCUAGCAGGUACUAACCCCGUUAGAAAAACACAUAUAAAUAAGCUAUGGAGAUGGAAGUGGGAUUGGGCAAAGAAGAAGGAUGUUUUAGGUCUUGCUCCCCUGAGGUCCUGAUCCAGAUCUCAUCCCUAUCUAGCUUGUAUUUGUAUUUGCACAAGGAGGUGUAUUCACGCAUCUCUAUCAUAUGUAUUGUUUGGACUCCAAAGAAGUGAAUCUGGACAUUAAUUUGAUCAGAUGCAUUUUCGACACAGAUAUACAUAAUUUUAUGAACUGAAGGAAAUCUGAGAAGCGUAAAGACUUUCAUUUUCAAGGGACCAGUCAUUUCUCAUUAAAUAUAAAGUCAGAUCCAAAGAAAUAUGACAGACAAACAUGAUUUAUGGUUGCCUACAGAGACUUCAGAUGCACAGACAGUAUUAAUACAAAAGAAAAGGUUUACCAUUUUUGCUAUAUUUCAAAAAGUAAAGGAGGGUUAGAAGCACUGGAAUUUGAAGGCUGAAUUGUGGACCCCACGUACAGUUACCUUUUUGGCCCAAAGUUCAAAAUACCUUCUGAUGGUGAAGGUGGAGAUUGCUGAUGAAGCUCAGAUUUGCUGCAUCUUAUUUGUUUGGUUCUGGAAAGGGGAGUGGGGUUCCUGUAAGUCAGAACACAGAGUAAUUUCUGCUGUUUCUACUUUAAUUUACAGUAAGCCAUUCAAUUUUCCAACUGAAGUGAAAACUAAGGU